AUGAUUGCAGUGUGCGUGACUCAAGAACUAGAACCGACCAAGCCGGAUUUUGAGCUGUACGUGGGUGUACGGACCAGUUGUUCCCAUCUACGGCUGUCAAAACCGGAGAAGAUUGUACCGAAGAAAACGGCGAUACAACGCGCGAAGACCUUAGCCGUGGACAGCGCGGCCUAUAAAAACUUAACGGCCAACCAAGUCCCGUCCGACGAGCGGUUUAUUCACAGUUACUUCAACUUCUUGGAGAAGUCGGGUGCAAAGAAGGCAGAGGAUAGCGAUGCAUCUGUUUCGGAUGACGAGUUCGAUUCCUACCUC
Dibothriocephalus latus is the source of this 312-nucleotide messenger RNA. The record is from the annotation of a GenBank genome assembly. NCBI's taxonomy places the organism in Eukaryota, Metazoa, Platyhelminthes, Cestoda, Diphyllobothriidea, Diphyllobothriidae.